This is a messenger RNA of Anopheles nili, 1077 nucleotides long. Its product is annotated as 37 kDa salivary gland allergen Aed a 2-like. Bases 1 to 1077 code for a protein of 358 amino acids. Gene Ontology annotation, molecular function: odorant binding. The record is from RefSeq and is a predicted model, not a curated record. The transcript has 4 exons. NCBI's taxonomy places the organism in Eukaryota, Metazoa, Arthropoda, Insecta, Diptera, Culicidae.
AUGCAGUUCGUCGUAAAUCCAGUGCAUCUGGUUCGGAGCUUGGCUCUGCUGCUCAUUCCUCUGUUGAUAAGACCGUCCGAGGCGGGUUGUAACCACAAUUCUGCCGAAGCUGAUGACGAUUGCACGACAUUAUCACCGGAUGACACGCUGUUUGCUCACUUGCGGUGCUUCGAACUGUACGCCAGCAGCCAACCGAUGGAUCGAAUGCAUGAUGCUUCCGCCUGGAUGGGCUGUGAUGAGACCUAUCUUAAACAAUCGGAAAGGGCUCCUGAGUUUGUGCGAUGUGUUUUGGGCUGGCUACGAUUAUUUGAUUCCAAAACGAGCCAGUUUGAUGCAAACAUCAUUCGCAGUCAGUUUAACGUGUUUGAACGAUGGUUGUCGAUCGACGAAGAGUCUGUUGAAAGGUUCAUAAAUGAUACGAACGCCAUCGGUCUGCUGAAUAGUACGCAUGACGCGUAUGUCUAUGACGCAUUCGAGUCUCUGUUCCGUAUCCAUUCCAAAACAUAUUUUGAACUUUUUCUCCGUGAUUCACAAGUGUUGCAGAAAAUGUACAACCAAGAGGUGGUGCCAGUUCGAAAACCCAACCAAACGGUGACGCAAUUCUGUGAGCUUCAUAUGAGUCCCGAGCUCUGGACCGACAUCUGUCUCAUACGAGCGUACGAGAUUAGCAACCACACCAAAGCUAUGGAGGAUCACAUCACGUGCAUUUUUCGAGGAUUUCAUUACCUAACCGAGCAGAGCUCUAUUAACGUGCAUGAGAUAGCACGAGAUUUCAACCUGACGGGAUCUUUAAACGAUUCUGCCAGCGAACACAUCCACCAGUGUGCCGGCAAAGCUUCUCGGGAGCCAAUCAUCCCCAAACGAUGCCUUGCCAUGUACAGCUGCCUGCUAGAAGGGGAAUCCAGCCGAUCGUUCAAAGACGCUUUCGAUUUUCGUGAAGUGCGCUCCGGCAACUUAAGCUUCACGCUGCAGAAUCUCGCCUACGAUCGCGAUCAGGUGAAGCUGCAGAUUCUAGCGUUAGAUAGGGAGCGGUGUGACGAUCAACACCUACCAGCCAGCAGGUUGCCGCAGGAUUAA